GAACGACUGACUCCAGAGUAUUGAGCUGGUGAACUUUCAGUACUCAGAGCAGCCUGAGCGGGGAGUUAAAGUACAAUCCUUAAUAAACACAGCACUUUACGCAGUCCAGUCAACUCUCCCUCACAUACACACACUCUCUCUCUCUCUCUCUCUCACACACACACACACGGCAGGCGUGAACAGGUGGGCUCUCACAGCACAGUGUUACCCAUGGACGUGUUAUGAGGAUCAGCGCGCGCUGGAGGAGUCUCUGUGGAUAUGUGUUUUUCAUGGCUGAGGCUUUGUGAGCUCCAGGAGCCGGCUACACUGUAACUCCGCGCGUUUGUUCCCCCUCUCCUGUUGUUCUGCCUGUGAAUAUGAAAGUGACGGUGUGUUUCGGUAGGACCCGGGUGGUCGUGCCGUGCGGAGACGGCAACAUUAAAGUCCGGAGCCUUAUCCAGCAGGCCAUCAUGAGAUACAGGAAAGCCAUAGCUAAGGACCCAGCCUAUUGGAUCCAGGUUCACCGGUUGGAGCACGGCGAUGGAGGCAUCCUGGAUUUAGAUGAUGUGUUAUGUGACGUUGCUGAUGACAAAGACAGGCUGGUGGCGGUGUAUGAUGAGCAGGACCCUCAUCACGGAGGAGACGGCACGAGCGCCAGCUCUACGGGCAGCCAGAGUCCGGACGUGUUCAUCAGGGGAGAGCUCAGCUCCGGCACACCAUCUGCCUUCCAGCCGUACCAGAACAGCAGCGAGAUCGAGGUCACGCCAUUGGCCCUGCGCACCAACAUGCAUCUGCAAGUGAGGCGCAGUAGUGAUCCGGCUCUUGUGGGUCUGCCAGAGACUCCGCUCCAACCAGAAGAGCCGUCCAGGAAGAACCCGACACGCUGGUCCACCACGGCUGGGUUCCUCAAACCCAACGUCACCAGUGGAACCAACAGCUUGGAGCGCAAGGUUAAGGGACCGGCUGGGUACCGCAGUCUUCCUCGUGACACGGCAGCAUGGGCCAACCAGUUCCACAGAGAGGGUGCACGCUCAUCACUCAGUGCCAACCAUCCCAUGGUGGACCGCUGGCUUGAGCGGCAGGAACAGGAUGAAGAGGAAGAAGAGAGGAGGAGAGACGAAGGCAAGAAUGGACGGAUAGAACCGGUGGGCCGAGCGGACUCGAUCUCUCUAGAUGACCUGCUCAAACCGGUGGAAGUGUCGAAUGGCGGCGGGCCGCUGGGAAUCCACGUAGUGCCGUUCAGCUCCAGAGACAGAAGGACUCUGGGGCUGCUGGUGAAGAGGCUGGAGAGAGGAGGAAAGGCCGAGCGUGAGGCCCUCUUUCAGGAAAACGACUGCAUCGUGCGCAUCAAUAACGACGACCUGCGCAACAUCCGAUUUGAACAAGCACAGGACUUAUUCAGGCAGGCCAUGCGUACCCCAUUCAUCCUGUUCCAUGUGGUUCCAGCAGUGAGGAAAGUACAGUAUGAACAGUUCUCCCAGAGUGAGCUCGGUGUUCAGCCGGGCCCUGGAGUUCCUGGCCCUGGAGUUCCUUGUCCUGUUCCCAAACAGCUGCCCGCUGACCCCAAAGCUGGUCCCGGUCUUAGCCGACUAACUGUUGAAUCCAAACCUGGGGAAAGGGGUAGUGUGGUGAUCGGAGGCAUUGAUUACAGUCCUAAAAGAAUGUCCAAGACCCGACCUCCUCCUAACUUUAAUCACCAGACCCCGUCUUCCCAAAUGGAGCAAAACCAGCCUUAUCCUGGAUCAGCACCCAUCAUCAGUCCAUCCAGCAAGAGUACGACCUCCACAGGCUUCACCAAAAAGAUCGGCCGCAAGUUCAACGUCCAGCUCAGAAAAGGUCCUGAGGGACUUGGCUUCAGUAUCACAUCACGCGACGUCCCCAUAGGAGGCUCCGCCCCAAUCUACGUGAAGAACAUCCUUCCUCGUGGAGCAGCCAUCCAAGACGGCCACCUGAAAGCCGGUGACCGGCUGCUGGAGGUGAACGGGGUGGAUCUCAACGGGAAGACUCAGGAGGAGGUGGUGUCUCUUCUCCGCUCCACUCCAAUGGAAGGCACCGUUAGUCUGCUGGUUGUCCGCCAGGAGGACGCCUUCCUGCCUCAUGAAGUGAAAGCGGAGGAUGAUGACUUGGUGCUUACUCCCGAUGGAACGCGGGAGUUCUUGACCUUUGAGAUUCCUCUAAAUGAUUCGGGUUCAGCUGGGUUAGGCGUCAGCGUAAAGGGCAACCGCUCCAAAGAGAACCAUGCCGACCUGGGCAUCUUCGUUAAGUCCAUCAUCAACGGAGGAGCUGCCUGCAAGGAUGGCCGCUUGAGGGUGAACGACCAGUUGGUAGCCGUGAAUGGAGAAUCGCUGCUGGGAAAGACCAACCAGGAAGCAAUGGAGACUCUACGCAAGUCCAUGUCUAUUGAGAGCAAUAAAAGAGGCUUGAUCCAACUCAUCGUGGCCAGGAUGGUGAAUGGGAGGAAUGAGCAGGACGGUGCAAGAAGUCCAUCCGUGUCCGAGGUGUCACUGAACCAAUCUCAUGAUGAUCACGAGCGACGCAUCUCUCACUCUCUCUACCCCGGAGCUGUCGAGGGCUUGGACGACUCGGUCAACACUCGCUCCAUCAUGGGCAGAAUGAUCGGUAACUACCAGCUGUCCCCCACUGUGAACAUGCCUCAGGAUGACACAGUCAUCAUUGAAGAUGAUAGGCCGCCUGUACUUCCUCCUCUACUGUCUGACCAAUCGUCUUCCAGCUCCCAUGACGACAUGGGCUUUGUGAUAGAGCCGCCUGCCUCCUGGGCCAUAGAUGUUCAGAAUCAAGAUGAAAGCGUGCUGAGUCCCGACACGGAUUCCGAUGGUGCGUUUCAGAGGGAGGGCUUUGGCAGGCAGAGCAUGUCGGAGAAAAGGACCAAACAGUACGGAGACGCCACUCAACUCGAAAUCAUCAAGACGCGCAAAUCCAAGAGCAUGGAUUUAGUAGCUGACGAGAUUAACCUCACACCCCACCCAAACAGGACAGAAGGUAACUCCACAAGAGACGUAGGGCCCAAUCUGGGUCUGAAGAAGUCCAGCUCUCUGGAGAGUCUCCAGACGGCCGUGGCGGAGGUGACGCUCAACGGGGACGUCCCCUUCCACAGGCCUCGUCCCAGAAUCAUCCGUGGACGUGGUUGCAACGAGAGCUUCCGUGCGGCUAUCGACAAAUCCUACGACAGACCCGGUAUGAACGUGGUGUGCGAUGAAGAGGACGACGAAGGCAUGGAGACGCUGGAGGAGGACACGGAGGAAAGCUCACGCUCCGGCCGUGACUCGGUCUCCACGGCAAAUGACGUGGCCUUACCUGCAGGAGCGGCUUUCCAGGACGGCCAGAUGAACGGCGGACGGCCCAAAGACGAGCGGAAGAAAGAGAAAGGAGGGAAGGAAAAGAAGGAAAAGAGCAAAGCCAAGAAAAGCGUGCUGAAGGGCCUGGGCGACAUGUUCAGGUUUGGCAAACACCGCAAAGACGAGAGAACAGGGGACAAGAUGGAGCGCAAAGGCUCGAGCAAGAACAAAAUGGAUGACAUGCAGGCCACAGAGGAGGAGAUGCAGAGGAUGCGUUUGGAGAGAGAGAGGAUCCAGGCCAAGAAAAGGGAGCUGCGGGAGCGACAGGCCAGGGAGAGAGACUAUGCCGAGAUUCAAGACGUGACCCGAGCUUUCAGCUCUGAUGAGGAACACACCUACGCAGGCAUCGGCUCACUCGACUCGUCCAUGGACAGCAGCCAGAGCCUGAACCAGGACCAGAGGCCACACAGUCCCAGAGAUCAGGGCCUAGAGAGUCUCUACGCCCAAGUCAACAAGCCACGCAACGGAGGACCACUAUCUUCGGACAGCAACAGACUGGCACCUAGCAACCAUGACCGGAUACAGCGGCUGAGGCAGGAGUUCCAGCAGGCCAAGCAGGAGGAGGAGCCUGACGACCGGCGCCGUACUUACAGCCUCCAGCAGCAGCCAUGGGCGAAUGCUGGGGGUUACAGUCAGACAGGACGGCAUUCGGUUUCUGUAGAUGUUCAGAUGCAGAAACAGAAAAAAGAUGACCGAGAUGCCUUUACACAAUCACAGAGACAGUACAACUCCUUACCACGGCAACCACGUAAGAACCCCAGCACCGUGUCUCAGGACUCAUGGGAUAAGGUCUACCCCCCUGGCGAGGUGUUCCAAUUAGCUAAAGAGAACCCACGCUACUCAAGCUACCAGGGCAGCCGUGGUGCUAAUGGUUACCUGAGUGGUCCAGCGUUGGGGCUGAACGCGCGUGUGCUGCUGGAGACACAGGAGCUGCUCAGGCAGGAACAGAGGCGCAAAGAGCAGGAGGCACAGGCCAAGCUCAGUCCACAAAACGACUCACUGGCCCUGUCCUCAACCUCCAAAGGGCCCUACCGGCAGGACGUGCCACCCUCGCCCUCCCAGCUCGCUCGCCUUAACCGACUUCAAAGCCCUGAAAAGGGCCGUCCGUUCUACUCCUGAAGGGAAGAGUGGGAUUGGAGCAGAGGAGUGGGGGACACAUUAUGAACUUUUCAGAAAACAUAGGGAUUUUGGUUGUUGACUUUUUUUUUUUUUUUUUUUUUUUAUAAACGUCAUGCACAUUUUUUAAUACACAAUUAUGGUCCAGCCAUCCAACAUAUCCACAUGGUAUGUGUGUGAAUGUAUUUGAACGCGUGUCCUAACAUUGAUUAGCAUCCUUGCCAGUCCUGACAAUCAGAAAACAGCUACCAGGUUUGUAUUCCUAUAGCGUUGUGACCUACAUAACUCAUUUCACCUGCCACCAAUUGGUCACCGAGUGUUGAGGAAAGCAGCGAGUAUGCAUGAGCUCUGAAUAGGCAGAAAUAUUUGAAUAUAUAUUUUUAUCUGAAUACAUAUACAUACAUGGGUGACAUUCAAUUAAAACCCAACAUACUGUGUGUUAAGUAAGGUGUUGGGCCACCAAGAGCCACUGGAACAACCUCAACACUCCUCAACCUUGGCAUCAGUUCUACAUGUCUCUGGAGCUCUACUGGACCGAUGAACACUGUUCUUCCAAAAGAUAUUUCCACACUGUCUAGUGUCACUUCAAAAAUCUCCCAUAGGUGUUCAGGUGGGUUGAGAUCUAGUGACCGACAACUUCUGCAUCAAACCAUUCAAGUGGGCCCUCGUGCCCUGUAGAUGAUGUCAAGGUCACCCUGGAAGAGACCACUCAAAAUGUCCCCACAACACAACAGAUACAUCAGAUUUUCAUUCAUCGCCCAUCUGUAUGUUUCCGAGAGGAAAAGAGAUUGAGAGAAAGAGAGAGACAGUGAGAGAUUGAGACCAAGCCUAGACGGUUUGUAAAACCGCAGUAAUUUCACUCAUCCUGUGACAUCUUAUUUCUCUGUCCAUCCUUCACACUCUGUCCACCAGUCUGCUCGUAAAGCUUGAGAUUCUCUAAUACGGUGCAUACUGGUUUCUUGGGAAACCAGUCUAUUCUAUUGUGUGGUUGGUGCUUCGUGUCUCUUGGCCAGUCAGUGGUCACACAGGUAGUCUGAGGUGUCUGGUGAACGUGUCAUCACAUACACGCUCCCUGUACCAUGCUCAGGCCAGUACGCUGAUCUUUACAGCCGGAUUUCCGCGCAUCGUUUCCUCCACCAGCCAUCUGUUAAUCACUGUAAUCCACGAUGUGAUUUAUUUUAUAAAAAAUUCCCGAAGCCGUCUGUGUGCAUUAUGCUGGGUGAUAUGACCAUACGCUAAUUGAGAAUAGUGGGCAUCGUCAGUAGUUAAUAACGGCCUGAAGUACCAGAUUGAUGGUUGCUUUAUUUAAAAUAAAUAAACGGAUUAUUUUUGUAAAAUUUCUUAUAAAAAGUAAUAAUGAACUUAUAGACGCCGCUGAUACCGGAUAUAUAAUGACAUUUAUAAAUGACGAUUGCAUUCGACUUACCUCGGAGGUGGGAAGUAAUAAAUAGCAAUAAAUAAUAUCUGGAUAGGUAUGCGUGUGUAAAUACAUCCAAGAUACUAUUAAGAGAUUUAAAUAAAAUCUAAUCAUUUUAAGCUACAUUUGACAACCAACCCUUCCUAAUUACAUGACGUCAGCACUCCCGUGACUGCUGUCGGUGAUUAAAAAUAUUAGAUUUGAUAUCUUUUGCAUUAAAUUACUGAAAACAAAUUGGGGAAGUUGGAGAAGCACAGGAGUUUAUUUGAAUAUUAUAUCCGAUACAGAUACUGGCUAAUCAUGGGCACUUUUGACUGCGUGAGGUUCAAAUCUUAUCCGAUUCAGAUACACGUAUUGUUGCUCGUAAAAACAUCAUGUAUUGUGGCUAUGGUAUUUUUUGCCAUUUCAUCCACACCUAUUGAACUGAACACCAGCAGCUUGAAGGCUCUCUCUCCUCCUCUCUCAUUUUCUCUCUGUCCCUCAAGAGCAAAACUAAAAAGUACGAAACAACGAUGCACAUCUUCCCGUUGUUGACUAACUGGUACGUUGCAGUGUGUGUUUGGUCCUGUGAGCUCGAAUGGGUGGGAAAUGAACUUUUCAGAGCAGCAGCAGGGGUAUUUUUGGCUGCAUUAUUUCACGUUUUGUAUUGUAUGCAUUGAAUUAAAGGAGAAUUUGUUGGCGAUGGUAAUGUUUAAGUGCCUGUUAUAGGAGGGAUAUUUUGUACUACAAAAGAUGUCAUGGAAAGCACAUAUUUUAGCAAUUAUUCUACUAUUUUUGUGUGUAAUAUCUUUCCACCACAAAACAUUUUUAGAUCUUCAAAAGAAAAGAAAAAAAAAAACAGUAACAGUAUUUUUUUUUUUUGCAUUGUCUAUAUUCUCCCGAGGUAACAUGGUGUCCAUGGUGUAACAUGUAAGCACAGUGCAAUUCCAUUUUUUGACUAGUCUUUAUACAUAAUGUAUGAAAUUGUACACAGCUUUCUCUGUACAUAUCAAAUUUAGACAAAAUAAACCAGAAGGCUGUUUUUUUUCCCUCUUGUUUACAUUACACAA
Ictalurus punctatus (channel catfish) is the source of this 6917-nucleotide messenger RNA. RefSeq names its product par-3 family cell polarity regulator alpha, a (gene pard3aa). The record is from RefSeq and is a predicted model, not a curated record. Gene Ontology annotation, biological process: microtubule cytoskeleton organization; cell adhesion; establishment of centrosome localization. Gene Ontology annotation, molecular function: protein binding; phosphatidylinositol binding. The transcript is spliced from 24 exons. NCBI's taxonomy places the organism in Eukaryota, Metazoa, Chordata, Actinopteri, Siluriformes, Ictaluridae. The coding region runs from base 357 to 4454 and encodes 1365 amino acids. Gene Ontology annotation, cellular component: cell cortex; adherens junction; apical junction complex.